Cladophialophora psammophila CBS 110553 is the source of this 1713-nucleotide messenger RNA. RefSeq lists its product as uncharacterized. Gene Ontology annotation, cellular component: transcription export complex 2. Bases 1 to 1713 code for a protein of 570 amino acids. Gene Ontology annotation, biological process: poly(A)+ mRNA export from nucleus; transcription elongation by RNA polymerase II; post-transcriptional tethering of RNA polymerase II gene DNA at nuclear periphery. The transcript is spliced from 2 exons. Gene Ontology annotation, molecular function: double-stranded DNA binding; RNA binding. Lineage: Eukaryota; Fungi; Ascomycota; Eurotiomycetes; Chaetothyriales; Herpotrichiellaceae. The record is from RefSeq and is a predicted model, not a curated record.
AUGGCUGGCUUCGGGGCCCAUGUCUCACUACUGAAUUCGUUCCUGACGGAAAUCGUCGACAGCAUCAGAACCAAGAAUGGCCAACGCAUUACGGACCUCAUUCAACUGGACUUCGACAGCUUGAGUCCGGAGCGUCAAAAGCCAUAUUCCGACCUCAACCAAGAGCUCAAUCGAGACUAUCCUCCGCAAAGGGACGGAGAGCUCGUGGCCAGAUGCAAGCAGACCGUGUCGCAGGACGAAUUCGGGACAUUCAGCACUUCGUUCUCUGAAUGCAUCAUCCAGUAUUUUCGCUAUCUUCGAGACUUUACGUCUGCCGAUAAUCAAGCCAAAGCCACCAAGAUUCGGCAACUGACAAGCCAGUGUGUGACCGCUUUGGGAGACACCAAGUACGGGAUCAUAAUGAUCCCGAUUGUCCUCUCCUUUUCCCGUACCCUUGCAGCCAUAGCCACCAAUCUGGAUCGAAAUCCGUCCUUGAUUCGGAAUCCCAGCCUGGCUACCACGCAAGACGCCGAAGGUGCUCCGGGCAAAGUGAGCUUCGUGGAAGACGCCGCCAAUGUGCUAAGAGAGGCGUUUAUCAAGUGCUUGGCUGGCAGCCCUGGGGUCCCACGGACAUCUCGGCCUUCGCCCGAUGAUAAACGGGUUGGAAUCUACCUGACAGCAAAUUCGUGUCUAAAGCUGCUUCUACAGUGUCGCCGCCUGCGUAAUGCUCAGCAAAUGCUUUCAAGUAUCGACGUCCAAUCCCCGCCGUUAUCCUACUACCCGGCAGCGCAGCGGGUCACGUACCUGUACUAUCUCGGCCGAUUCCAUUUCGCCAAUAACCAUUUCCGGCGGGCACAGAGGGUGCUCCAAAUGGCAUACGAACAAUGCCAUCGCCGAGCUAUUAAGCAUCGCAGAUUGAUCUUGAUCUACCUAAUAGCAGCAAACAUAUGCCUCGGUCGUUUCCCCUCUUCAACACUCCUCUCGCGUCCGGAGGCCAGCGACAUUGGGCCCAGAUUCACUCCUCUCUGCAAGAUCAUACAAACUGGUGAUCUUGGAUUGUUCCACCAGUACCUAGAUCUGGAUAGCGAGUCUGGGCAGUGGUUCCUCAAGCGGUCCAUCCUUUUCCAGCUCCGUAACCGGUGUGAAAUCCUUGUAUGGAGGAGUCUCAUCCGCAAGGCUUUCCUGCUUGUCGGGUACAUGGGCGAGGAGAAGAAAAUACCGUUCCUCAGGUUGAACUAUGUCCAUCACGCAGCUAUAUGGGCGUUGAGCAGGCAGAGAGCAACAUUCACGGCGAAUGGAUUUAGCUCACUCUCUUCAUCGUCAGAUGAGAAAUACGUCGACCCUGAGUUUGCGGAUGUGGAUGCAGCCAUCAACGAGACGGGGUUUGACCCAGAAACGGGACUGUACAUUGACGAAUACAUCGGCCAGUAUGUCCCAUACGGCAGCGAAGGAGCGGAGUCACCUACCAUGAAUGAAGUAGAAUCUGUUGUCCUGAGUCUGAUCCAGCAAGGUCUACUCAGGGGUUUUGCUCUGCACACCAACCCUCGCUUCGCCAUACCAGGAAGUCAAAAGGCUGGGGGACCUAUGAAGGCAGGAUUCCCUGAAGUGUGGAGCGUGACUGCAAGUAAAGACAGCGGAGAACCGGUGCCUGGCUGGGUGGAAGAAGAAAAUCUGGAUGCAGGGGGAGGAGGGAGAGUGGUGAGGAUAUUUGGAGCUAGACCAGCAGGUGCAUGA